AGUGAUAAGAGAGAGAAAGUGGAAGCUCUUUGUAGGUGUAGAGGUGAAGAGAGAGAGAGAGGUAGGAAAGUUUAGAUUUUGAUCUGUGUGGUUGGAUUUAUGCGAGAAGGAAACCAGACCCACCUCCCAAAAGACUUGUCCCAACGAGCAACAUUAUCAUUCUCCUGUUUGCGCUCUUCUUCUUUCUCUCGUUAGGGUUUCUUUUCUUCUUCUGAAGCUCAGUGUUGUAUCAUUUGACGAAAGAGAAGGUUUUUUAAGUGUUUGUGGCGACAAUGAGAGCGGUGCAUCUUAGCACGGAGAAGUUAGCUAGAGGUUUCUUGGUGUGUUUAUGUCUGUGGGGUUUCUUCUCGCUAUCAUGCGCCGCAAGGUCAGGCGUAUCGAAGCAGAAGUUCGAAGUGAAGAAACACUUGAACAGGCUGAACAAACCUGCUGUCAAGAGCAUUCAGAGCCCAGAUGGUGAUAUGAUUGACUGUGUUCCUAUCUCAAAGCAACCAGCUUUUGACCAUCCUUUCCUCAAAGAUCACAAGAUUCAGAUGAAGCCUAAUUACCAUCCCGAAGGACUCUUUGAUGAUAACAAAGUGUCUACUACAUCAAAAGAGAAAGAAAUGCAUAUCCCUCAGUUGUGGCAUCGAUACGGUAAGUGCCCUGAAGGAACCAUUCCAAUGAGGAGGACAAAGGAAGAUGAUGUCUUGAGAGCGAGCUCAGUUAAAAGAUAUGGCAAGAAGAAGCAUAGAACUGUACCUUUACCUAAAUCUGCUGAACCUGACCUCAUCAACCAAAGUGGUCACCAGCAUGCCAUAGCUUAUGUGGAAGGAGAUAAGUACUAUGGAGCUAAAGCAACUAUAAAUGUGUGGGAGCCAAAGAUACAACAGCAGAACGAGUUCAGCUUGUCGCAGAUAUGGCUUCUUGGUGGCUCAUUCGGACAAGAUCUUAACAGCAUCGAAGCUGGUUGGCAGGUGAGCCCGGAUCUGUAUGGUGACAACAACACAAGACUCUUCACUUACUGGACUAGUGAUGCGUAUCAAGCUACUGGAUGCUACAAUCUUCUGUGUUCGGGUUUUAUUCAAAUCAACAGCGACAUAGCAAUGGGAGCAAGCAUCUCUCCAGUAUCUGGAUAUCGUAACUCGCAAUACGAUAUCAGUAUUUUGAUCUGGAAGGAUCCGAAAGAGGGACACUGGUGGAUGCAAUUUGGGAACGGGUAUGUUCUAGGAUAUUGGCCAUCUUUUCUCUUCUCCUACUUAACGGAAAGUGCAUCGAUGAUUGAAUGGGGAGGAGAAGUGGUGAACUCGCAAUCAGAUGGCCAACACACUUCAACACAAAUGGGCAGUGGUAGAUUCCCAGAAGAAGGCUUUAGCAAAGCAAGUUACUUCAGGAACAUUCAAGUGGUUGAUGCGUCAAACAACCUCAAGGCACCAAAAGGACUUGGAACAUUCACUGAACAGUCCAACUGUUAUGAUGUUCAACCCGGAAGCAAUGAUGAUUGGGGUCAUUUCUUCUACUAUGGAGGUCCUGGUAAAAACGCCAAGUGUCCUUAAACUCGGCACCAAGUAAUGUGCUGGCUUGUCUUGUGAAUUCACCGUGUUACUUUCUACACACAGUUACUCAAUCCACCUUCGGUAGUUUUAGGAAUGGUAAAAGUUAUGUAAUGUUUAGUUUUGGGGUUUGUUUGGUUCUUCUUCUCCAUAUAAGUAGAUGGGGAAGAGGAAGGUGUGGCUUAAGUUUCUUCGAAAACUUAGAAACUUUGGCCUUUAGUGUAAUCUUACAUGUCUCCUUUGUAUUGUGAUUUGUUUAAUCAAGUGAAUGAAUCUCUCUUUCUCACUCUUA
Eutrema salsugineum is the source of this 1824-nucleotide messenger RNA. RefSeq lists its product as uncharacterized. Bases 273 to 1535 code for a protein of 420 amino acids. The transcript is spliced from 7 exons. The record is from RefSeq and is a predicted model, not a curated record. Lineage: Eukaryota; Viridiplantae; Streptophyta; Magnoliopsida; Brassicales; Brassicaceae.